Molecule: messenger RNA, 3925 nt
Organism: Periophthalmus magnuspinnatus
Lineage: Eukaryota; Metazoa; Chordata; Actinopteri; Gobiiformes; Gobiidae
Product: metal transporter CNNM1
Exons: 10
Coding region: 41-2680 (879 amino acids)
Biological process (GO): magnesium ion homeostasis; transport
Cellular component (GO): plasma membrane
Molecular function (GO): transmembrane transporter activity
Source: RefSeq, a predicted model, not a curated record
GACCACUACCCCCACGUCCUUCACUGGUUUACUCUGCACGAUGGCUGCGGAUGCUGCGGAUGUUCUCUGCAGCAUCCUGCAUCCGCACCGGCUUCAUGUUCUCCUCCUGACUGUCACCCUCUCCACUGUGCCAGCCCGGACAGCGGUCCUGCUCGGUGUCCGGCCAGAGGACACACAGAGCGGAGAACUCUCACUGAAGGACGGGAUGCUGAGAGCCACGGAGGGGACGCGUUUCAUGCUCAGGGUUUACUUCUCUGCAUCUCCACUCACGGAGCAGCAGCCCAUGGAGAACUCCAGUGCUCCACCUGCUCCGUGGAUCGCGUUCAUUGAGGAACCAGUCGAGGACGGCGGGAAUGCGGAGCAGAGGCACAACGAGGGAAAUCCGUGCGCGGAUGAGAACGCCCGCAGCUCGGACAUAGAGCUACUGGGAUCCUUCAAAUCCACUCUCAGUCACAACUCUGUCCUGGUGGAGCUGCUGGCCAAAGACUUGCGCAGAGGUGAAGUGGUAAAGUACUACUCCAUGUGCGCGUUUGACGGGGUGAGAUGGGAGCACAUGAGCACACAGGACUUCUGGCUGGCAGUUGUGGAGAGAUCACAGGAGGCAGACGUGUGGUUACAGGCCGGGGUGUCAGUGCUCCUUCUGGGACUGUCCGCGCUCUGCAGUGGGCUCAACAUCAGCAUGCUGGCCCUGGAUCCCGUGGAGCUGCGCGUGCUGCAGAACAGUGGCACCGAGAAGGAGCAGAAGUAUGCGCGUAAGAUUGAGUCAGUUCGUAAACACGGCAACUACAUCUUGUGCACUGUUGUGCUGGGAAACGUGCUCACAAACACAUGCUUUGUUGUUUGGAUGUGCCAAAUCUUAGGCAUGACCGCGCUCUCCACCGCGUUUUGUACACUGGGCAUCUUUUUUAUUGGAGAGAUUUUACCUCACUCUGUUGCGUCCAGGCACAGUCUUGCCAUUGCCUCCAAGACCCUGUGCGCCACGCGCCUGCUCAUGCUGGUGUUCCUUCCCAUCGCGUAUCCUGUGUCCAAAAUCCUUGACAUCAUGCUGCGUCAGGAGAUCAGCAGCUUCUACACCAGGGAGAAGCUGGUGGCAAUGCUGCGCGUCACUGACCCAUACCACGACCUGGUCAAAGAGGAGCUGAACAUCAUCCAAGGAGCACUGGAGCUCAGGACUAAGACGGUGGAGGACGUACUGACGCCCCUAUCCGACUGCUACAUGAUUUCCUCAGAUGCAGUGCUGGACUUCUGCACUAUGUCAGACAUAAUGCAGAGCGGAUUCACGCGGAUCCCUGUGUAUGAGAACGAAAGGUCCAACAUUGUAGACAUCCUCUUUGUCAAAGACCUAGCCUUUGUGGAUCCGGAUGAUUGCACUCCUCUCAAAACCAUCACUCAGUUUUACAAACACCCUAUGCACUAUGUGUUCAAUGACACCAAGCUGGAUGUGAUGCUGGAGGAGUUUAAAAGAGGGAAGUCUCACCUGGCCGUGGUGCAGCGGGUCAACAGUGAGGGAGAAGGAGACCCGUUCUAUGAAGUCAUGGGCAUCGUCACUCUGGAAGACGUCAUAGAGGAAAUCAUCAAGUCUGAGAUUGUAGAUGAGACUGACCUGUACACUGAUAACAGAACCAAAAGAAGAGUUUCCAACCAUGAAAGAAAACAUCAGGAUUUCUCCAUUUUCAAACUGUCAGAAAAUGAAAUGAAGGUGAAGAUUUCUCCUCAGCUCCUACUCGCAACGCAUCGUUUCUUGGCCACAGAGGUGGAACCCUUCAGGCUGUGUCACUUGUCAGAGAAGAUCUUACUGCGCCUCCUGAAACAUCCCAGUGUCGUUCAAGAGCUCAAGUUUGACCCUAAGAACAAGCACGCCCCCCAACACUACCUCUACCAGAGAAACAAGCCUGUGGACUACUUCGUCCUCAUUCUCCAGGGCCGGGUGGAAGUAGAAAUCGGAAAAGAGGCUCUGCGCUUUGAAAACGGCGCAUUUUCGUACUACGGGAUGCCUGCGCUUAUUCCUCCACUGGCUUUUAGUGCCAGGUACAGCUCCAGGGGCAGUGGUCUGAACCAGUCCGACUCUUUGCUGAGUGGAGGCAGCGUGGGGCAGCUCUCCACAGGGAUCUACUUACCCGACUACACAGUCCGACAGCUCACCGACCUCCAGAUUAUCAAGAUCACUAGGAACCACUACCAGAACGCCAUAACUGCCACUCGGAUGGACAGUUCUCCUCAGACUCCAGAUCCCAUGGACACUAAAGGCCGGCCCCCCGUCCCAGAGGCUCGGUCCCACAGCAUCGCUCUGCCCCUGACACAUGUCAGCACAAGGCUGGGCCUGGCCCGCCUCGCACGCCUCCAUCCACACGGGGCACUGCACAGCACAACUCACCUCAAUGAGAGGAACCGCAUUGUCCGCAGUAAAUCUGACGGCCAGAGGAGUCCAAAUGACAGUGUCUUUCUUCACAUGGAUGAGAUUCCUUAUAUCCACGAAGACCGACCUGAACAUUAUGAUAACGACAUGCCGGACUCGCCCCCAUCCACCUCCCCCUUCAUCAGCUCUCUGUCUCUGUCCAGCUCAGAGGAAACCAUCGGGAAGAAGCUCCUGCGUAAACUGAGCAACAAGAGGAGAAAAAAGUCUCUGGAUCGACAGAAGAGUUUAGAGGAAGGAUCAGAGGGGUCACCAGAGAUAAGCUAGCACAAAACUCUCCUCUGCAUCACCACCGACAUCACAGUUUCAUCGUCUUCGUUACAUUACCAGCGCACACUCACCGCCCUCAUAGGAGCCAGACGUCCUCCUGACUGUAGCCAACACCGAUUCUCAGGUUCACACUGUCCUCCCUGUGCCUGCCCAGAAUAAUAAGAGGGACACAUCUGAAAUACAAAAUGAAAACUUCUGUGUUAUAAUCAGAUAUAGCUGAUUUUUACAGCUGUGCAUGAAGCUACAAUCUAUAUUUAACCUUAACGAAUAAGUGAAUGAAUCUUAUUUAUGUGUCAGCGAUUGAAGUGGAAAGAUUCACUUAUAACCCAGUUUAACGAGAGCGUUUUGUUUGAGUCUGUGAUAGCAUAACUUAAUAUUUGUGGCUCUUAAAUGAAAGCCUGGUUUGCACAAGAACUUGCACUAAUUUUACCUCAAUGGUGCCACCUACUGUCGGAUAAGAACAGUACAUAGCCAUUGACUAAAAGGGAAAAGCCACUACAUCAACAGCACAAUAAUAAGAGAACCCAUCUUUAUACUAUGUUUAAAAUUUUAAAAAGCCAUGGAAUAUCAUCUGCCUGGUUAAUGAGAAACUUAAAAUCUUACUCUUAACAGGUGGAAUCAUAGAAAUAUAACAUUUUUUCAAUACUUGACUUAAGAGUAGCAAUAUAAAGGACCACGCCAACAAGUUCCUUUCCGUGACCCUAAGGUUGAUUUACAAAGGUGUGCAUUGCCUCCCUCGUUUUAAUCUCUCUUUUAGGUCUCACAAAAGCUCUUCUUCCUGUUAUUUCAGAUAGGUAGAUCUAGUUCUCGGGAGUAGAGCUGUAUAUCACAUUUCUGUCGUAUGGGUUCUUGUCAGGUCAAAGACAAAAGCCUUUCAACAAUAAGCAGGAAAAGGAAGAAGUCGUUAAACUGGACACCAAUUUGCAUGUUUAUAUACGCUGCUUUCACUGUAGAAGUGGACCCCUACUUUAUCCAAAUGCAUGUUUUAGCUGCUGCAUGCACAUAGGCUGAAUCUGCCUGUAGUUCUGUUUACUCUGCGUUGUGUGUUAUAUCAGAUAAGUUCAUGUCAGGUCAGAUCCGAGCACCGAGGAGCGCAGAAAUAAGGAAACCAAAUAGAUGAAGUUUACUGUGUUUAAGUGGGUUUAAGUGAGUUUCUACAGAGUGCACAAGUUCAUUUAUUUAAAAGGGAACUGCUGCUAAGCCAUUGUUGUAGAUAAAAUGCAAUAAUAAAGUGGAUUUAUU